Hevea brasiliensis (rubber tree) is the source of this 1413-nucleotide messenger RNA. RefSeq names its product E3 ubiquitin-protein ligase ATL42-like. The record is from RefSeq and is a predicted model, not a curated record. NCBI's taxonomy places the organism in Eukaryota, Viridiplantae, Streptophyta, Magnoliopsida, Malpighiales, Euphorbiaceae.
UACAUACUGUUUACAAGAAGCAAAAGAAUUUAUUCAGAAAAUAAAAAUUUGCGUUUUCUCCUAUGAACCAAUUGGGAGUGUUCCUCAUAAUUCCUUGCUUCUUCUUCCAUGUCAAAGCCCAAAACACAUGGAAUUCUCAUUCGGGUAUCCUCAAUCCACUCCAUCCAACCCUCGCAGCAGUCAUUGGCAUUAUCUCAAUUAUGCUUUCUGUAACUUUUCUCAUACUUGCCUAUUCAAAAUUCUGUCACAGAAACACAAUUGAUGAUCUCUUAGUCCAUGACACAAAUCACCAAAAUUUCCUUGGUCUCAGUAGUUCAAGGUCUAGAUUUUCUGGCAUUGAUAGAGCGGUGAUUGAUUCGCUCCCCUUUUUCAGGUUUUCUUCUCUCAAGGGCUCAAAACAAGGCUUAGAGUGUGCAGUUUGCUUAUCAAUAUUCGAAGAAACCGAGAUUCUUCGAUUGUUGCCCAACUGUAAGCAUGCAUUUCAUAAGAACUGCAUAGACCAGUGGCUAGAAAGUCACUCUAGCUGUCCUCUCUGCAGGUACAAGUUCGAUCCAAAGGACCUCAAGAGCUUCAGCUUUUCCAAUAGUUUGAGAUACUUACAGAACCCUUCCAAUCUAUCUGAGGAUCCCAAUCUUGAACUCUUCGUCCAGAGAGAGCAAGAUUAUCAUGGGUCAUCAAGAUUUAACCUUGGAAGCAAUGACAGGAAAAAAAUGAAGAAUUAUUACUUGUGAAAUCAAGAAGGUAAUAAUAGCCAGGAACUUCUGCAUAAAUUCAAGCACAAGAUCAUUGUUUCUGAUGUUAUUAUCAAGAACCGAUGGAGUGAUGUUAAUUCCUCAGAUUUGUUGUUCUUGAACUCUGAGAUGCUUAAUGUCAUGUCAAGCACCAGGUUCUCCCCUGCAAAUUCAAGCAGCUGUACAGGAUUCUCCAUGAAUGAAAAUAUAGAAAAGAUCAAAGAGGACCUAGAGAGGAAGAGAUUAUACGAGUCCAAGAUUAGCAAAGCUGACAGAAGUGAUUCAUUUUCAACUUCAUGUUUACUCUCUACUUCAUAUCAGGAGGAAAGUUCAAGGCAAAUGAUUAAUCCUGCGGAGAUGAGAUCAAUGUCUGAGAUUACAAUCUAUUCAAGGUUCAAGGAGCUAAAUGUGAGGAACAAAAUCAAAGAAUCCUUAUCUCCGAGGAGUAGUAGUGAAAAGGAAGACAGGAUAAGGAAGCUUUGGUUACCAACAGCAAGGAGAACAGUUCAAUGGUUUGCAGGUCAAGAAAGAAACUUACAAGAGCUAGAGUACAAAAGACAAACAUCGAACGUGUGAUAUUAUUUUAGCUGCAACUUUUUACAAGGUUUGUAAAUUUCAUGUAGCUCAUACAUUAGACAUCAAGGUGACCAUUGUCCCAUUUUAGAAGUCCCUAUUAAUUGAA